Messenger RNA from Solea solea (common sole), 3797 nucleotides. RefSeq names its product WD repeat domain 20b (gene wdr20b). Gene Ontology annotation, molecular function: protein binding. Lineage: Eukaryota; Metazoa; Chordata; Actinopteri; Pleuronectiformes; Soleidae. The transcript has 4 exons. The coding region runs from base 49 to 2031 and encodes 660 amino acids. The record is from RefSeq and is a predicted model, not a curated record.
UGUCGGUAACAUCCGGGACUCGGACAAGAAUGAACGCAAGUUUCCAAGAUGGCGGCGGAGGGAGGAGGGAAGGAGAUGAACGAAAUUAAAACUCAGUUCACCACUCGAGAAGGCGUCUACAAACUCCUCACUCACUCUGAAUACAGUCGCCCAAACAGGGUGCCUUUCAACUCGCAGGGCUCCAAUCCCGUCAAGGUCUCCUUCGUCAAUGUAAACGAUCAGUCCGGCAACGGCGACAGGAUCUGUUUCAAUGUGGGCCGGGAACUCUACUUUUAUAUCUACAAAGGCGUGAGAAAGGCUGCUGAUCUCAGUAAACCCAUAGACAAGAGGAUAUAUAAAGGAACGCAGCCUACAUGUCAUGAUUUCAACCCACUCACAGCUACAGCAGAGAGCGUCUCCCUCCUGGUGGGCUUUUCAGCAGGCCAGGUUCAGCUCAUAGACCCAAUAAAGAAGGAAACCAGCAAACUCUUCAAUGAAGAGAGACUAAUAGACAAGUCCAGAGUCACGUGUGUAAGAUGGGUUCCUGGUUCAGAGAGCCUAUUCCUGGUGGCUCACUCCAGUGGAAGCAUGUAUUUGUACAAUGUGGAAAACACCUGUGGGACCACUGCACCUCACUACCAGCUCCUGAAGCAGGGUGAAAACUAUGCUGUGCAUACCUGCAAGAGCAAGUCAGCUCGUAACCCGUUGCGCCGAUGGACAGUGGGUGAGGGGGCACUCAACGAGUUUGCCUUCUCUCCAGAUGGCAAGUUUCUCGCCUGCGCGAGCCAGGAUGGCUUCCUGCGUGUAUUUGGCUUUGACGCUGCCGAGCUCCACGGAACAAUGAAAAGCUACUUUGGUGGCUUACUCUGUGUGUGCUGGAGCCCGGAUGGACGGUAUAUUGUGGCGGGAGGGGAGGACGACCUGGUGACGGUGUGGUCAUUUUUAGACUGCAGAGUGAUCGCACGGGGGCAUGGUCACAAGUCGUGGGUGAGUGUGGUGGCAUUUGACCACUGCACCACAAGUGUGGAAGAUGGUGAUCUCCCUGCUGAGUUCAGUGGGAGUGAUGAGGAAUUCCAUGAGCAGAUUCACUUUGGAACAGGCAGAGACAGAGCGAACAGCAGUCAUUCUCGGCUUUCUAAGAGAAACUCUACAGACAGUAGACCUGUUAGUGUAACCUACAGAUUUGGCUCAGUGGGCCAGGACACUCAGCUCUGUCUGUGGGACCUUACAGAGGACAUUCUUUUCCCUCACCUUCCUUUGUCCCGCACAAGGACUCACACGAAUGUUAUGAGUGCUACAAGUCCUCCAGCCACUGGACAAACUACUGCUACUACUACUACUUCUACUACAACUACUGUAUCCACCACUACUACUAAUCCCAGUGGCUCCAAUGGUAAAGAUAAUGUGAGCAAUAGCAGCUCCAGUGGUAACCCAGCCAACUCCCUCCCCAGCACCCUGCCCCGGUCCAAUAGCUUGCCACACUCGUCUAACCCAACAGGGGGCAACACCCCCAACAGUCACACAGGCAGCAGCAACAGCAGCAGCAGUACCACCAACACCACCAACACCACCACCACCACCACCACUACUAAUACUACUACUACCACCACCACCACCACCACCAAGGGCAACAGUAUAAUUGACAGUGCUUUCAUUGCCACUGGAGUCAGCAAGUUUGCAACUUUGUCGUUGCACGAUUCGCGCAAGGAGCGCCACGAGAAGGACCACAAACGAAACCACAGCAUGGGCCACAUCAGCAGCAAGAGCAGUGACAAGCUCAACCAGCUUAGCUCAACACGGACGGCAAAAGCUGAUGCAGCUAAGACUCUGGGCACUACCCUGUGCCCGCGCAUGGAUGAAGUGCCACUGCUCGAGCCGCUGGUGUGCAAGAAGAUUGCUCAUGAGAGACUCACUGUGUUAAUCUUCCUUGAGGACUGUCUGGUAACAGCCUGUCAGGAGGGUUUCGUUUGCACUUGGGCUAGGCCUGGGAAAGUGGGAUUGCUAUCAACUCAAAACAACCCAGCCAACUCCCCCAGUGGAACAGUAGUAUAGCCCCAGUGCUGGUGCUGCUAAUGACAGCUCCAUGCAUCAGAGACGGGGAUGACCAUGGCCAAGGCCCUGCAGCGCUUCUUCAUACACUGUCACACACCACAUGAACUCCAGUGUCACCUUCAUUCUCAUCACUACAGCCACCCUAAUGCUCUCUUUUGUGUACCUGUUUCAAUAUCCAAUGUUGGCCAAGCCAGGGUUAGAAACCUGAAGCCCCCCAUCCCCCCCCCGUCCGUCCGUCCGUCCGUCCCCUUUUGUGGGGUGAUAAGGGUGCUAUGGGAAGUUGCAGGGCAAGCGUGAAAUUAUCCAGGAGGUUUAUGAAAGUGGUUUACUGGUCCACCGUCACAUUCACGGUCAUAUUAAGUCGGUUGUUUUAAAAAUAACAAAGUCUCAUACACAACCCUUUGUGUUUAUAGUUCUUCAAAGAUUAGAGAUGAUGUAAGUGUUGUGAUGCUUUAACCUAACCUUUUGCAUGGGUUUAAUUUGGUCAUAGUUUUUAAUAAUUUGACCCACCCCCCAUAUAUUCACAGAUAAAGGGAUUAAGACGGGAGAUAUUCAGCAUAUCCUCAGCUCCAUGUCCCCUUUCAUUUUUUUUUUUUUUACCUUCUGGGUGAUCUCUUGCACUGCCACAUUCCUCAAAACACCUGCUCAAGAGAGAAUGGAACUUUUUUGCUUCCUUUACUAGUAUUUCAGUCAGAGGUGUCACACUUUAAACUGUAUUUUGCACAGAUAUUCUUUUGUUCUGUUUCUCUUGUUUUCCCUAUAUUGAAUUCAUGACAGUGAAACACGAGUGAAAUAAUUUGAAGACAGUUUUGGAAGCACUUGGGGGGAAACGGUGUGUUAUUGCCUCCUGUCUCUACGCUGGAUGCUGCAGUUAUAGUUUUUUACAUGGAGAAAAAUUUGUUUGCACUUAAUAGUUUGUUACAGGAGAAUGGCUUUACAUUUUUGGAGUAUGUAUGGACUCCCUGAAAGGUUGAAAUAUAGAGUUAAAAAAAAAAAACCUUUGUAUCUAUUAAACAUUUAUUUUAAUAUUGUUUCAGAUUAAAUGGGCUCUGUAUUAUAUGUAAAUAUUGUACUUCAAUGAUUUAUGGGUGAAAUGAUUAUUACAUUAGUUGAAAGAUCCUCAUUUCAGAAAAUAGUGAUAUUUCUAAUACAGAAAAUCUAUACCUAAUAUUAAAAUGAAUCUUGAAUAUGCAGGUGAAAAUGUUUUCUGUUGUACAUAAAGAGAAUUCAGGUGUAUUUUUAUUAAUGAAAAGUUUGGUAUAAGAGAUCAAGAAAUCCUCUUAUCUCACAGGUAGUGCUGAAUGCUAGCUAGCCUGUUGCUGCAGAUUCCUUGUACAACAUAGGCAGGUAGGCGCAGACGUAGCGUUCUGAUUUAGCCAUCACUCCGAGCUCAGGUAAACCACAGAAAGACUAACGCUGGCAUAGAUUCUCCCCCCCACCCCCGCCCCCGCCCGUUAGCAUUGGUCCCAUCCAUCAACACGAGUGUGAAUUCACUUUAACAAAUACGACUGACAACCACGUUCUGCAGACAGGGCUGAAACCUGCGACUCCUGUUGCGAGUAAUAAUUACUGAACUGAUGCUGAACUUGUGAACAAACAUUUGACACUGUGUUGAAUACCAUCUGACUGAUGUCAGCACUUGAUGGUGGUGUGAGUGUUUCAAGUGAGGGUGGAUGUCUCAAGCACCCACCGAGCAAGAUUGAGGAUUUUAAAAUAGUAGGAGUCUUUUUCUCCAUGUGACGCUUAUUAAAACGGCUUUGACAGAC